Messenger RNA from Dendronephthya gigantea, 3816 nucleotides. RefSeq names its product protein flightless-1 homolog. Lineage: Eukaryota; Metazoa; Cnidaria; Anthozoa; Malacalcyonacea; Nephtheidae. The transcript has 55 exons. Gene Ontology annotation, molecular function: actin filament binding; phosphatidylinositol-4,5-bisphosphate binding. Gene Ontology annotation, cellular component: actin cytoskeleton; nucleus; cytoplasm. Gene Ontology annotation, biological process: actin filament severing; barbed-end actin filament capping; actin polymerization or depolymerization. The record is from RefSeq and is a predicted model, not a curated record. The coding region runs from base 7 to 3789 and encodes 1260 amino acids.
UCCAAGAUGGCGGCCGGUAUUUUGCCAUUUGUUCGAGGCGUUGACUUCUCUCAAAAUGAUUUUCAGACACACACGUUCCCUGAUCGUGUGGCAAACAUGCCCAAUCUACGAUGGUUGAAACUCGAUAAAACAAGUCUGGAGGAAUUACCGGAUGAAAUAUCGCAUUUGAAAAACCUCGAAAAUUUAUCCGUGAAGAAGAAUCAAUUAACCAAUCUUCACAACGGAGACUUGACAGCUUUAAGCAAUUUGAAAGUCAUCAAUGCUCGUAAGAACCAGCUGAAAAACUCUGGCAUUCCGAAUGGUGUAUUCAGUUUAGAAGAACUACUUACAGUUGAUUUUAGUCACAACCAGCUAAAGGAGGUUCCAGAAGAACUUGAAAAUGCUCAUUCAUUGAUUGUUUUAUCCCUUGCAAACAAUAGGAUAGCAAGCAUUCCUAAUCAGUUGUUCAUCAACUGUACAGACUUGAUGUACCUAGAUCUGAGUGAUAAUCAGCUAGAUUCUCUCCCACCUCAACUUCGAAGAUUAGUUAACCUCCAAGUUUUGGUGUUAAACAACAAUCCUUUGAUGCACGCUCAGUUGAGGCAGCUUCCUAAUCUAAUGUCACUUCACACAUUGCAUUUACGGAGUACCCAGAGAACCAUAACAAACAUGCCAAACAAGCUGGACAGUUUAGCUAAUCUGAGAGAUGUUGAUCUUUCGUACAAUGAUCUACCAAGAGUUCCUGAACCAAUUUAUCGUUUGAGUUCCCUCAAGAGAUUGAACAUGAGUCAUAAUUGCAUCUCGGAGUUAUCAAAUUUGACAGAUACAUGGACUCAAAUGGAAGUGUUGAAUGUGUCAAGGAAUCAAUUGACAACUUUGCCUCCAGCACUUUGCAAACUGACUAAUCUACGAAAAUUAUAUUUAAAUGGCAACAACCUGAACUUUGAGGGGAUUCCUACUGGAAUUAGCAAACUCUACAAGCUGGAAAUAUUUGCAGCUGCUUGUAAUAAGCUGGAAUGUAUUCCUGAAGGAUUAUGCAGGUGUUUGAAACUAAAGAAAAUGAUCCUUCAUUCAAACUGUUUACUAACUCUGCCAGAAGCCAUACACUUCCUGCCAAAUUUGAAGGAAUUGGACACACACAACAACCCAAACUUAGAAAUGCCUCCUAAACCAGCCGCUCAACAGAUUGGUAGCGGAGCAGAGUAUUACAAUGUUGACUUCACGUUGGAUACGCAACUACGACUGGCGGCCGGUGCUUCACAUGUUGAUCAAGCCGCGAAGCAAAUGAUGAAAGAUCCCGCCCAAAGAAAGAUGCGGUUAAGAGGACGGCGCUAUCACAGCGGGUCCGUGUCAGAAGCUGAUUCAAAAGACCUGAAGGGUAUGGUUCGUGAUGCCGAAGAGAAGAAACACAAAGGAAAAACAAAACGAUCGAUGAAAACGGGAGAUUCAAUGGAUUCCGAAGCUGAAGAAACUCAAAAGAAGAGUAAUUGGUUGGCAGAACUGAAAAGACCCAAUCUCAACUACCAAGCUUUCUUCACAGAUAAUGUUGGACAGGAGGAAGGUCUUUUGAUAUGGCAUAUUGAGAAUUUCGUUCCAGUUCAACUAGAAGAAGAAUUUUAUGGCAAGUUUUACACGGGUGAUUGCUAUAUUAUCUUAAAGACCGAAUACGACGACACUGAUCAGUUGACCUGGGAUAUUUAUUACUGGAUCGGUGGGGACGCUGCGCUGGACAGCAAGGCUUGUUCUGCAAUUCAUUCAGUAAACCUCAGGAAUUUCCUCGGGUCCGAGAACAGAAUUGUGCGGGAAGAACAAGGUGACGAAUCUGAGGAAUUUCUUGAUCUCUUCGAUGAAACCAUAAGAUACGUUGAAGGUGGUUCUGGUAGUGGGUUCUACUCUGUGGAGGAAACGGUGUAUGUCACUCGACUGUACAGAUUGGUUGGAACAGCUGUUGUUCAUCUUGAACCAGUUCCUCUUACUUUCAAGUCCCUGGAUCCGAGAUAUUCAUUUGUGCUGGACACUGGUUUGAAGAUAUUUGUCUGGUCCGGAGGAAAGGCGAAGUUGACCGAUCAUACAAAAGGAAGGUUGUACAGCGAGAAGAUAAACAAGAAUGAUCGUAAGAAUCGUGCAGAAGUGAUCGUUUAUGAUAAGACCGAGGAACCUGAGGACGAAUUCUGGGAAUUUCUUGGAGGAAAACCUUCGAAGAUUCAGGAAGUGUCAGCCUACGGAAAUUUCAAGACAACACAUCCUAUUAUCUACAAGGUUGGCCUGGGUAUGGGUUACCUGGAGUUACCGCAAGUGGAGACCCGUGGUAAACCAUUACUUCAAUCGAUGCUGGAUACAAAGGGUGUUUAUAUCAUUGACUGUCGAACUGAGAUAUUUACCUGGUUAGGUCGUAAAUCACCACGUUUGGUGAGGGCCGCUGCUCUUAAACUUGCUCAGGAAAUGAAAGUUAUGAUAUCCAGACCAGAAGAAGCCAUCGUCACCAGAAACCUGGAAAAGACCGAAAGUUGGAUCUUCAAGUCGAAGUUUUACGGUUGGAAUGAUGUGCUUCAGGUGGACUUCACGAGAACAGCCGAGACUGUAGCCAGCAGACGAAAACUACCAGUGGCUAAGACUAAAAGCAACACUGAAAUCCAACUACCAGAGCAGAUUGCAAAGGUUGAUCUAACCGCCUUGUUCACGCAACGCCAAGCUCCAAUGCCUGAUGCAGAAGUGGCACAACUUGUUGAGGAGUGGAAUGAAGAUUUGGAUGGCAUGGAGUGUUUCGUUCUUGAAGGAAGAAAGUUUACCAGAUUACCUGAAGAAGAGAUUGGUCAUUUCUAUAGUGGAACCUGUUACGUGUUUCUUUGUCGAUAUUUUGUUCCCGUGGAAGUGUCUGAUGAUGAAGAAGCCGAAGGUUCACCUGAUGAUGAGGAGGAAGAUGAGGAUUUUCAAUGCGUUGUCUACUUUUGGGAGGGUCGUGACGCAGGAAAUAUGGGUUGGCUAACAUUCACAUUCAGUUUGCAAAAGAAAUUCGAAGCUUUAUUCGGGGAGAAACUCGAAGUUGUUCGAACACCUCAGCAAAGAGAGGCUCCGCGAUUCUUAGCCCACUUUAAAGGACGUUUUAUUAUACACAAGGGUAAACGACACCCUAAAGUGCCCGAAGGAGAGAAACUCAAGCCAGAGCUGUUCCACAUCAGAGCCAACGGUGGAAAUCUUUACAAACGAGCGAUACAGAUUCCUGCUGAUCCAAAGUUGCUGAACUCCGAAUUCAGUUAUAUCCUCAAAGUUCCAUUCGAUAACGAGAGUGGUGGUGGUAUUGUCUAUGUCUGGAAUGGAAGUAAGGUAAACGAUCAUGAUUCAAGCCAAGCGACAGAUAUUGGCCAAGAAAUUUGGAACGAUGUAUCCUCGACUCAAACAAUACGGGAAGGUGCCGAACCAGAGAAUUUCUUCUGGGUGGCGUUAGGCGGGAAAACUGAAUACGACGAGGCAGCAGAUUACAUGAGAACCUGUCGUCUCUUCCGCUGUUCCAAUGAGCAAGGAUACUUUAAAGUUUCAGAAAAGUGUUCAGAUUUCUGUCAGGAUGAUCUGGCUGAUGAUGAUUGUAUGAUUCUGGACAGUGGGGAUGAGGUGUUCUUGUGGUUUGGAAACCAAGCAAGUCAUGUGGAGAAGAAAUUAACGUUUAAAAGUGCCCAGGUGUACAUUCAAUAUUUAUAUGAACACAAAGUUGGUAAUCCACGAAAACUGAGGUUCACUCAAAAAGGCGCGGAACCGCACGAGUUUACACGAUGUUUCCAUGGUUGGAGCGAGUUUCAUAUUCCUCGAGCUUAAGCUAUGAUGCACGAAAUCGAUCAAUAG